Molecule: messenger RNA, 1107 nt
Organism: Acomys russatus (golden spiny mouse)
Lineage: Eukaryota; Metazoa; Chordata; Mammalia; Rodentia; Muridae
Gene: Tnfsf9
Product: TNF superfamily member 9
Exons: 3
Coding region: 1-858 (285 amino acids)
Biological process (GO): positive regulation of activated T cell proliferation; immune response; positive regulation of cytotoxic T cell differentiation
Cellular component (GO): plasma membrane
Molecular function (GO): tumor necrosis factor receptor binding
Source: RefSeq, a predicted model, not a curated record
AUGGACCAGCUCAGGCUGGAUGUGGAGGACACCGCGGGUGCCGGGCAUCCAGCUGAUACUGUGCUCCCCUCGGAUGCUGUGCUCUUCGCAGAUACCGUGCGACUCGCAGAUGCAGCGCUCCCCACGGAUGCUGUACGCCCCGCGGUUAAGGUUCGGGACCCUGAGGCCCCUUGGCCGUCAGCCCGGCACUCCUGUUUCCGCCGUCUGCUGUUCUGGUGCCUAGGCGCCUUGGUGCUGUUCGGGGUCGUCUGUGGUCCCAUCGCCCUCCUCACCCAGACCCAGGCGGCACCUGCACCUACAAUCCCUACUUUGCCGGGCUGCGCCAACACUAAAGCACAGAAUUCGGUGUCCGCCAAACUACUGGCUAAAAAUGAAGCAUUGCUAAAUGAAAACAAGACUCUGAAAUGGCACAGUGAAGACGGAGCUGGGACCUCCUACCUGUCCCCGGAUCUGAGGUACAGAGAGGACCAAAACCAGGUGGUGGUGACAAAACCUGGGCUGUACCUCGUGUCCUUGCAACUGAAGCUCAAGAAAGUGUCCAAAAACACGGACCACACGGUGCAGGGCUGGGCCUCUCUGGUUCUGAAAACAGAGCCUCAGGCUGCCGAUCUUAUCAAGUGGGCCCCAAGGGUGGACCUGUCCCCUGACUCCAAGGAAGCUCAAGGUUCCUGGUAUCACCUGAUGCACCUAGAGGCUGGCCACCGCCUCAGCGUGGAUCUGAGGGUCUAUCUGCACGGCCACCAGAACGCAUACAAAGACUGGCAGCUGUCAUACCUCAACACCACCAGCUUUGAGCUCUUCCUUGUGUGUAACCAGACAACUCAUGGCAAGUCUUCUUACCCACAGGGCUGCUACUAGCCAUCUUGUGACACCUGGUUGCUGAGACCCCAAGCUGCUAUAUCUCAUGGGGCCUGAGCAGGGGUUCCCCUCUCCAGUUCUACCCACUUGUCUUUGACUGGAUUCUAUUUAUUGUGAGCAUGGCUCAGACAAUACUUUACACAUUUCAUUAGAGAGCAUUAGUAAACUGCUGGGCAGUUAGUUACUAGAGAGAAACCAGUCAUCAAAGGCCUCAAAUCAAACUCUAUUUAUAUUAAUAUAUGAGAAAUA